This is a messenger RNA of Rotaria sp. Silwood1, 255 nucleotides long. NCBI's taxonomy places the organism in Eukaryota, Metazoa, Rotifera, Eurotatoria, Philodinida, Philodinidae. The record is from the annotation of a GenBank genome assembly.
AUGUCACGUAAUGAAAGAUUUCUUGUUGUUGAUACAGUUGAAGUAAAUCAUCGUCUUCGACAAGAUAUUGAUCAAUUAACAAAUAAUAGAGAAAAGAUUGAAGCUGUUAUUGGAUCAGAUUUUAUUAAUCCAUCACCUGAAUCAUCAAAUCAUUUCGUAUGUGUUUUUGUUUAUCAUCCAGCAUCUCGUACUCUUCAUGUUGAUGGUACAAUAAUAUAUGCUGAAAGACCAGAUAUUUUUUACUUUAAUUAUUAA